AAGCAAGGUCCCAUACGGGUACGCUGUAGAUCAAAAUUGAAGUGCCAUUCUUAAUUACACAACCCAAAUAUACAGUAUACCAGAGUCUUAACAUCGUAACCUAGGUACCUACCUUUGCCUAGUCUCACGCUUGCAUAUUGCAUACAUAUUGCCUCACAACUGCGGUUGUGUCGGAAGUUCUAAUCUCAUCUUGAACCUAAAUUGGAUCAAGGCGAGAGGACAAAUGAAGUGCGAUUGCGCAAGACGUCGCUGCCUUGUCAGCCUUUGCACUGCGACAGUCGAUUGUCCGUGAUUGGCUCGUCCGCAUUUGAUAACAUUGGGCGACAUACGGAGUAUGUGCGCCCUUUGCUUUGACAUGUGGGACACCCCUCGUCCGACUAGGUACUGAAUCAGCCUCUCGUCUUGCUAUAAGAAGGACUGCAGCAGAUGAUUGUGCUCGAGAGUCGGUGUAAGAGAAAAUAAAAUUCAUGAACAGACCUCUUAUCUACAUCUACGUUUCCUUCUACGCCUUUUCCAAGAGCGUGCACAAUUAGCUAGCCCAUCACACCAAAACGAACGCGAAGAUGGUGCGAAUCGAACCCUUUCAUGUUGAGCAGUGGAUGGACAAAUACGAAACAAAGCAGAAUGUCCUCAACGUGAGCGAAACAUGCGUGUCAUCCCAGUCUAUCGACGACUUGCUUGAAUUGUCGAAUGACAAGUCUUCGAUAUGUUCGGUCUUUUCGACGUCGAGAAAGCUCACGUACGGCGCGAUCCUUGGUUCCGAGUCUUUACGCAGCUCAGUCGCGGGGCUGUACAGCACGGAGGCGGGAACUCGACUGUCCCCUGAAAACGUUUUGAUAACACCCGGCGCUAUUUUUGCCAACUUCCUCCUCUACUACACGCUUAUCGGACCAGGUGAUCACAUUGUCUGCGUCUAUCCCACCUAUCAGCAGCUUUACUCUGUUCCUCAGAGCCUUGGGGCAGAGGUUUCGCUGUGGAGGUUGUCCAAGGAGAACAGUUACGUCCCCAACAUGGAGGAGCUGACGGGCUUGGUUAAGACCAAUACCAAGAUGAUUGUUGUUAAUAAUCCCAACAACCCUACGGGUGCCCCAAUCCCAAGAGGGACCUUGGAGGAAAUUGUCCAGUUUGCGCGUAGAAGAAACAUAAUUGUAUUUUCAGACGAGGUUUACCGGCCAUUGUUCCACAGCCUUCAAAAACACGUCGACCAACCACCUUCGAUCCUGUCCAUGAACUAUGACAAAGCCAUAGCCACAGGGUCCAUGUCCAAGGCCUGGUCGCUUGCCGGCGUACGGGUAGGAUGGGUUGCCUGUCGUGACAGGAGCAUUAUCGAAACCAUGGCUACUGCGCGCGACUACACAACAAUCAGCGUAUCGCAGCUCGACGACCAGCUCGCGAGCUUUGCCCUGUCCGAUCCGGUGAGACCAGCCCUGCUGGACAGGAACAUGAAGUUGGCGCACAGGAACCUGUGCUUGCUCGAGGACUUUGUCAAGACGCACGACAAAAUCUGUUCUUGGGUUAAACCUCAAGCUGGCACAACUGCAUUUAUCCAAUUAUCCAAGCAGGGCAAGCCCGUGGAUGAUGAAAAGUUCUGCAUCGAUGCCAUCAAUACCAUCAAUGUAAUGUUGGUUCCGGGAUCGAAAUGCUUUGGAAACGGUGUUGACGGCGAUUUUAAAGGCUACAUCCGCUUGGGCUACGCCUGUGAGACGGACGUUCUUAAAGAAGCACUGAAGAGGCUGGGGGGCUAUAUUGAGCAAAAUCUGAGCUAGGUAAACGGCGUUGGUUGUGGAUAUAAUUCCACCGGUUGUUUACGGUGACUGUAAAUAUGACGAGCGCCAAAACAGCUGGUUGAAAAUUAGCGACAUGGACUGUUAUAACAAGAAGGAUCUGUAGCAUCAGGUAGUGUAAGGCGCUGCAGCAUAGCUCCACAUUUAACCCGCACACAUGGUAAAAUGGCCUUUUAAUUUAGCGCCUAACCGAGGUUGAAACAGGUUGAAGUAAGUUUACUGGUAGCAACGUCCAUUACAGGAAUUUUGUUCCACGCG
This is a messenger RNA of Pyricularia oryzae 70-15, 2042 nucleotides long. RefSeq lists its product as uncharacterized. The coding region runs from base 564 to 1766 and encodes 400 amino acids. The transcript is spliced from 2 exons. The record is from RefSeq and is a predicted model, not a curated record. Gene Ontology annotation, molecular function: pyridoxal phosphate binding. Gene Ontology annotation, biological process: biosynthetic process. Lineage: Eukaryota; Fungi; Ascomycota; Sordariomycetes; Magnaporthales; Pyriculariaceae.